AUGGAUAUUUCAAAGUUUAUCAAGCCUUGGAUGCUUGGUCAGCACGAAAAGUUCAUCUUCAGAAACGCAAAGAUUGUUGAUCCUACCGGGGGCGGCGUGUCCGACGAUGUGACUGUCGUCAUUGAUGGUGGCCUCAUCAGUUCCAUUUCUCCAGAGACACCAUCAGAAAAUACAUUUGCGGAUGUGAAACCCGAGAACGUGUUAGAUUUACAGGGUAAAUACAUCUGCCCCGGUCUUAUUGACUGCCAUGUACACAUCGCUGUUGUUCCCGGAGAAGCCAAUCUGGCAUCAUACAGCGAUAUGACGGAGCAAAAGAGCCUGGUCCGCCAGCCAAGCGUUCUCAAAUCGAUGCUUCACCGCGGCUUCACCUCCGUCCGUGACUGCGGCGGUGCAAGCCUGGCCAUGAAGGAGGCCGUGGAAGAAGGGAUUCACCCAGGUCCUCGGCUCUUCAUCGCUGGCCGCGCACUCUCCCAGACCGGCGGUCACGGCGACAUGCGAAGCUCGCAUGACACUCAACCUUGCUGUGGAGGAGCUGUGUCGGGGAUCAGUCGAAUUGUCGACGGCGUCCCGGAAUGUUUACGGUAUGCACGAGACGAGAUCAGGCAAGGUGCGGAUUUCCUGAAAAUCAUGGGCGGCGGAGGAGUGGCCAGCCCUACCGACAAGAUUGAGCACCUUCAGUUCUCUGACGAGGAGAUCAGGGCUAUUGUCACUGUGGCGAAGAACGCCGGUACCUACGUGACGAGCCACUGCUACACCCCGGAGUCCAUCCAGCAAGCUGUCCGACAGGGUGUACGGGGCAUUGAGCAUGGGAACCUGAUCGACCUGGAGACUGCCAAAUUAAUGGCCGAGAAGGGGACUUUUCUUACACCUACGCUUGUCGUCCACGCCAUCGCGCAGAAACUCAAGUUCCUCAGCCCGGAGGGUGACCGGAAAAACACAGACGCUUUUCAUAAAGGCCUGGCUGCGCUGAAGAUGGCGACAGAUGCUGGUGUUACGGUCUGUUUCGGUACUGACCUCCUCGGGCCUCUUCACUUCGCCCAGAGCCAAGAGUUUUCCGUCAGAAGCCAAGUCCAGACCCCACACCAGAUCUUGCAAAGUGCCACGGUCAAUGCAGCCAAGCUGCUAAUGCAGGAGGACAAGUUGGGCCAGGUGAAGGAAGGUUUCUUGGCUGAUCUUUUGGUACUUGACAGCAAUCCACUGGAGGACAUCACUGUGCUUGAUCAGCCCGAGCAACACCUCUUGGCUGUCAUGAAAGAUGGGAGAAUGAUGACAUCAGGGAGUGCUCUUGGGGUACCGAUUUCGUAA
Messenger RNA from Clonostachys byssicola, 1305 nucleotides. NCBI's taxonomy places the organism in Eukaryota, Fungi, Ascomycota, Sordariomycetes, Hypocreales, Bionectriaceae. The record is from the annotation of a GenBank genome assembly.